CAUCGUUGUACUGGUGGUGGGGGAAACACGGAAGUAGUUCUGAACUUGUCAACAAAAAAAGUCCCGACUGACUGGGUGACGUCUUCCUGAACAAACAACCCAUCCAAAAUGUCACUUUUCUGACAAUCUAUUUACCCAUUAUAUACGUGUUUUAGAGGCAUUACCGCAAUGAUGCACAUCUACACCCUCCUUUUUUGCAUAGCUGCAUGCAGUAGGUUACGCUGUGCUCUUUGUUUUGACCACUGUGGACAUUCCCCUCAAAUACUGGACAGCAAAGUGGGAGAAAUAAGGAGUUCUACAUACCACACCUGGUCCUACCACUUUGGUGCCACAAAUGACUGCUGGACCAUUAAGGGUUUGGUGGGAGAGCCUGUAGUGGUCAGCUUUUCCCAGUUUUCGACUCGGUGCAGGAAGGAGUGGUUGUCCAUCAAAUCAUCUGCUGACGGUGAGCCGCUCGUUCUUUGCGGCACCAAAUUGCCGCAACCUGUGGAAUUCCCAGGGGGAAACAUCACAGUGGUGCACCACUUCCUACCGCAUUUGUACCCUGUGUCGUCCUUUCGGUUGAAUUUUGCCAGAGAUGACUCUGGCGAAUGCCCGUUAACAUCAUUUGAAUGUCUUGGAGGUCGCUGCCUUCCCCUCUCGUGGCGUUGCAACGGCCAGGUGGAGUGUCUCAGCGAAGGCGACGGCUUCGGCUCAGACGAGGAGGGCUGCAGCGUGGAGGGUAACACUGCCAGCAGCACACAGGCCGAAGAAGGCAUGGCAGAGAGGAACAGUGUGAGCGUCUCUGAGCAGCAAAAUCCUGCUGAUAAAACUCAGAACCCAGACGGGGCAGAUGAGCUGUUGUCCCUGCUGAAGGACAGAGUCAGAGAUGAUGAGGCUGAUGAAGAUCUGGAAAAGCCCCUCGCCCGCAAGGAACCGCUUGUGACCCCCGCUCCUAUCGAGUGGCCCUGUGGAGGACUUCUCCAGACUUUCUAUGGGACCUUCUCUCCUCCAGCUCUUCGUGGCCCACCUUUGCUCUGCAUCUGGACUCUGGAUCCAGAUGACUCCCGGCCCCUUAGGCUGGACCUUCAGCAGCUGGUACUGGGGCCUGGGGACACGCUCACAGUUCACAACAGACCGCAGGGCAGAGGGGAUGUGAUCAAAAUUAUCACAAGCGCAUCCAAUUACAAAUCUAUCCAAGUGGAGUCCCACACCGGCCUCUUGUCGCUCACCUACCAGACGCUCCCCGGCUCGGAGGGAAGCGGUUUCAACGCCACAUUCCAUGUCGGGAGCUACUGCCCUCCCUGGGAGGGUCGAUGCGGCGGACCCUCAGGAGGCUGCUUCACCCAGGAGCAACGCUGCGACGGGAAGUGGGAUUGCCCUGAGACCGGGAAGGAUGAGGAGGGCUGCCGAGGCUGCAGUCGCAAUCAGUUUGCCUGCGGUGUCGCCGGGCAGAGGAUGGUGGCGGCAUCCAGCCACUUUGCCGGCCGUCCGGUGUGUUACCCGGUGAGCGAGCGCUGCAACUACCAGCUGUAUUGUGCCGACGGCAGCGAUGAGAGGGACUGUACCGUGUGCCAGCCCGGAACCUUCCAUUGUGACAGUGACAGGUGUGUGUUUGAGAGCUGGCGCUGCGAUGGCCAGGUGGAUUGCAAGGACGGCACCGACGAGCUUAACUGCACAGUGGUCCUGCCACGCAAGGUCAUCACCGCGGCGACGGUGGGCAGCCUGGUAUGUGGGCUCCUGUUGGUCAUCGCCAUGGGAUGCACCUGUAAGCUGUACUCGCUCAGGACCAGGGAGUACAGCCUGUUUGCACCAAUCAGCCGACACGAAGCGGAGCUGAUUCAGCAGCAGGCCCCUCCCUCCUAUGGUCAGCUGAUUGCACAAGGGAUCAUCCCUCCAGUGGAGGACUUCCCCACAGAAAACCCCAAUGAGUCUUCAUCCUUGUCUCUGAGGGGACUUCUUCAGCUCCUUCGCCAGGAUGCAGUCAGCUCCCCACACCGGAGACGCAGGCCCCGAUUUGUCCGCCGUGCCGUCCGACGCAUGAGAAGGUGGGGUCUCAUCCCUAGAUCGCCCUACAGACCUGCUCAGGCAACAAGCUCCAACCAGCAGCAGCCUGACGUCGCUCCUCUGGGUCAGGAACUAACUCGCUCCACCCCCACCAACUCCUCUUCGGCUGUGGAGGCCGUCAACCAGCCUGUGCCUCAGAAAGUCAGCCUGUUGACUCAGUCUGAGCGGCAGCGUGAUGUGUCAUCUCAAGUGAUGUCCCCAGCGCCACCGCUGCCGUCGUCGCCCUCUGCUUCCUCGCCUCCACCUCCCUAUGCCCCCCCAGCUCCACCUGUGGAGGAGCCCCUGAUGCCUCCAGUGGGCAUCCCUCCCAGCAGUCCCUCUCUGGCUUCCAUCUUCCAAACGCUGGGCCUGAGCCUGUCCUUGUUCAGGGCAUCGCCCUCGUCGUCGUCAAACAACUAUGUGCCCCUUUCCUCCUCCCCUUAUUUCUCCUCCUCCUCCUCGUCUUCCUCCGACGACGACGUGCUGCUCAUCCCGCUGUCAGAGGACACCACCUCAGAGGACGACGUGCCCAUGCUCACUUGAAUCACCCAGUGACUAGUGCCUUAAUACUUUACUAUGUAUGUAGAUGUAUAUAUUUUGCUUUGGAUUAUAAAAUCAAGUAUUUUGCCAUUUGAAAGAGCAAGUUAGAGGACAUGUGUCAUGUCGGCGUGCACUUAAUCAAAGCUAGGCAGCACGUCAAUGUGAUCUUUUUGCACAGAAGAAUCUUCCCUAUCUAUAUUUUGACAUUUGUGUGAGAGCGUUAGACAGUGGAGUAUGUAUCGUAGAUCCUCUCCUCAUACUCCUGCCAAUAUAGUCUAUUUUAGAACACAGGUAUUCCCUUAUUUAAGUGCCUUUUUGAGGAGCUGUCUGCAGAUGGUCCAUGAGUUACACGCUGCACAUUUAAAAACCCUGCACACUGAAGGCUCUAGUUAGUAGAACUUGACUGGCAAUAACCUUUUAGUGCUCAUCCCUUCUUUAAGUGAAUGUAUGGAAAUGUGUCCAAAGAGUCUGUUUGGUGCCUGUUUUUAGCAUAUAUACAGUGUGUUUUGAGUGUGUGUGUGUGUGCGCAUGCGUGCACCCCCCUAGCUUGAAUUUACAAAACUUGAAUCCUCAACCCCUGAGGGGAAUCAACUCUGUCACAUUUUGACACUUGUGGUGUGCCAUACGUAUUAAUAUUAUUCCACAUUUGUUUUUAUUUUUGCAGGUGUCCCCUUUUUAAAAAUGGUUGCUUUUGUUGAAUUGUCGAUGAAAGAGUCGAUGCAAAGUUGCUUGAAAGUUUUUAACUGCGAUGUAAUGAGUUCAGUCAGAGAAAGUGAUUUUUUUUGGAGGGGGGGUGUAUGUGGGUCAAUUUCACUGUAUAUAAGUCAAAAAUGUGGCUGCGAUUAAACAAUUUGCACUUUU
Molecule: messenger RNA, 3426 nt
Organism: Dunckerocampus dactyliophorus (ringed pipefish)
Lineage: Eukaryota; Metazoa; Chordata; Actinopteri; Syngnathiformes; Syngnathidae
Gene: lrp10
Product: low density lipoprotein receptor-related protein 10
Exons: 10
Coding region: 169-2568 (799 amino acids)
Cellular component (GO): plasma membrane
Molecular function (GO): protein binding
Source: RefSeq, a predicted model, not a curated record